Molecule: messenger RNA, 1086 nt
Organism: Auanema sp. JU1783
Lineage: Eukaryota; Metazoa; Nematoda; Chromadorea; Rhabditida; Rhabditidae
Source: the annotation of a GenBank genome assembly
AUGUCACGAUAUCCGCAUAGUAUGUCGGAUCCCUUCAAUUACCCCAGCAAUGCUACCUAUGCCGAUCGAAACAUAUAUCCACAAGUGUUUCAACAUUCAUCGACGCUCGAUCCAAGCUGUUCACCAGGUCAGGUUUCAAGUCAAUUAGCAUCCCCUAUAUUACCUCAUACAGCUUUAGCUAAUAGUUUAAAUCCAAUUCAACAAGGAAGAAUUGCUAACUGUGCACCCCGUGCUUUACCGUACGAUUAUUCAUCUGGCACUGGAAAUAAUCAAAUGCCUGGAUUAAAUCGAUCUGGAGGACGUACGGGUCGUAGAGCUCGAGAUCAUGAAAGCGUAGAUGAGGAUCCAGAAGAGGUUGAGAAGAAAAUGAAGCGACGCCAACGGAAUAAGGAAGCUGCAGCCCGAUGCCGACAACGACGAUUAGACUUAAUGGGAAACCUUAAUGAACAAGUACAGAAGCUGCAGAAUGAAAACAAUAACAAGGAGCGAGAAGCUCGGCAGUACCAAAGCCAGCUAACUGCGUUAACUGAUUAUCUCGAAAGUAUUGAUCUUCCAACGGAUGUCUUAGACAAAGUUCGGAAUAUCACGAACAGUCGUUCUUUCAAUCCGAAUCAUUGUCAAAUAAGAAAUGAGAAUAGAAACAUGUCCUUACCUAAUGAUUAUCAGCCUCGAUGUGGCAAUGAGCACCAACUUGGUCAGCGACGCCCCAUUAGUCAUGGGCCCAGAGAGUCUGAUAUCGCUCUUUUGGAGCCACAAACCAAAACUCCAAAGUUAGAUUCUGACCCAACACUUGGAAUCGCCGUUCUUAGUCAACCAGACGAUUCUCUAAGAGUUGUCCGGCCGAACCAGCUUGGCUUAGAUACUACUCCAACAACAGUAGGCCUCGGCAUCAGCACUCCAAGUAAUUUCCCUCAGUCAACAACUUUCUCGCAUCAGCAGUUAAACUUCGGAGGAGAUACAGGCUUUCCGUUCCUCAAUCAGCCAACUGGUCUCACCCCCUCAAAUGUCCAGAACAUAGGAUUUGUAACACAAACUCCAACGCCUCUCCCGACGAGCUCUGCCGAGUUACAAAUGACGAAUUUGUGA